UCUAUAUAAUUUUAAAUAAAAAUUUACACUGCUUAGUGCGAUUACUCCCAGAGUUCAAGAUGGUUGUCGUUUUACGAUCCAUAGCGAAAUCGUUUGAGCAAAAAUUCUUGAAACAAUCAAAACCCUACAUUUCUUCUCAGCUAAUCACUCACCUCAAUUCUUUGAAUUCCAAUUCCCAAGUUCAACGAUGGCAAUUUCAGAACAGGCGCACUCUCAUCUUAGAGCCAGUGACGUCUCAAUCCAUAAAGUUAGAGCAGCUCUCCGACUCUGAUUCUGGGAUUUUGGAGCUUAAGUUGGAUAGGCCGGACAGAAAGAAUGCGAUCGGGAAGGCUAUGCUAAGAGAGUUAAGGCAUGUGUUUGAUAGAAUAAACAAUGAGCGUUUGGCUAAUGUUUUAAUGAUCAGCAGCUCCGUUCCGACAGCAUUUUGUGCUGGUGCUGAUUUGAAGGAGAGAAAGACAAUGACUUCAUUGGAAGUCCAGGAAUUUGUGAACACUCUUCGGUCAACAUUCUCCAUGCUGGAGGCACUUUGUAUUCCUACAAUUGCUGCUAUUGAUGGUGCAGCCUUGGGUGGAGGACUGGAAAUGGCAUUAUGUUGUGAUCUCAGGGUUUGUGGGGAGGCUGCAGUUUUUGGCUUGCCAGAAACAGGACUUGCCAUCAUACCUGGAGCCGGUGGGUCACAACGGCUUCCUAGAUUGGUUGGAAAAUCAGUAGCAAAGGAUCUCAUUUUUACUGCUCGAAAAAUUGAUGGAAAAGAAGCCUUACUGAUGGGGCUGGUCAAUUAUUGUGUUCCUGCUGGUGAAGCCCGUCUAAAGGCACUUGAAAUUGCUCAGGAAAUAAAUCAGAAGGGACCGCUUGCAAUAAAGAUGGCAAAGCGCGCUAUUGACAAAGGAUUUGAGGUGGAUUUGGAAUCGGGUUUGGGAUUGGAGGAGGAUUGCUACGACCAACUUCUGAACACAAAAGAUCGGUUAGAAGGCCUUGCAGCGUUUGCUGAGAGACGAAAACCCAGAUAUACAGGUGAAUAAACCACACACCAGAUUUAGCAAAACCCAGCCCUUACUACCAUUGACAUUAAACUAUUUCUUGUAUUGCCUGGAUUCAUUAUUAUUUAACAUUCCAUCUUCUAUGCUAUUUAAUCCCCUUGUAAACAGGAUAUUACUAUAGCUUUUUUUUUUAGUUAGAUUAGAGUUCCAUCUGAAUAAAGUAAUGUUUAUUUCAAAA
Molecule: messenger RNA, 1218 nt
Organism: Ipomoea nil (Japanese morning glory)
Lineage: Eukaryota; Viridiplantae; Streptophyta; Magnoliopsida; Solanales; Convolvulaceae
Product: probable enoyl-CoA hydratase 2, mitochondrial
Exons: 8
Coding region: 60-1022 (320 amino acids)
Biological process (GO): fatty acid beta-oxidation
Cellular component (GO): mitochondrion
Molecular function (GO): enoyl-CoA hydratase activity
Source: RefSeq, a predicted model, not a curated record